GCUUCUUCUGCUCCUCCGUCUCCUCCUCCUGCUCUUCUUUCUCCAACAUCUUCUUCUCCUCCUGCUCCUCCUCGCUCGGACGUGCAGAGCGAAGCGGGGGAGAAACCGUACGCGUGUGACGUGUGCGAGUACAGGACGUGCUCCCGCGAGAGCCUGAAACAGCACAUGCGAACGCACACGGGAGAGAAACCGUACGCGUGCGAUACGUGCGGGUACCGAUGCUCUCGGCUCAGUGGCUUACAGGCGCACGCACGCACGCACACGGGAGAGAAACCGUACGCGUGCGAUGUAUGCGAGUACAGGAGUUCUCAGCUGGCGAAUCUCCAGAGCCACGCACGCACGCACACGGGAGAGAAACCUUACACGUGCGACAUAUGCGGCUCCGCCUACACCACUUCCGGCACCCUCAGGAAGCACUUUCUCACGCACACGAGCCAGAAACCAUACGCGUGUGACGUGUGCGAGUACAGGACUUGCUCCAGGGACAACCUGAAGUGUCACAUGCGAACGCACACGGGAGAGAAACCUUACACGUGCGACAUAUGCGGCUCCGCCUACACCACCACCGGCAGCCUCAAGAAGCACUUUCUCACGCACACGGGCGAGAAACCGUACGCGUGCGACGCGUGCGAGUACAGGACUUGCUACCGCGAGAGCCUGAAGACUCACAUGCGAACGCACACGGGAGAGAAACCGUACGCGUGCGAUGUAUGCGAGUACAGGUGUUCUCGGCUGACGCAUCUCCACAGACACGCGCGCACGCACACGGGAUACACGUGCGACAUAUGCGAAUACAGGUGUAGGACCGCCAGCGACCUCAAGGUGCACUUUCUCUCGCACUGGCACACGGGAGAGAAACCGUACGCGUGUGACAUCUGCUCUUUCAGGGGCUUGUCCUCGGCCGCUCUCUCGAAACACAUGCGCACGCAGUCGCACCAAAGAAAAGCCACGUACAAUCAAUUGUGAGUGAUGUGAUGGAUGC
Molecule: messenger RNA, 982 nt
Organism: Priapulus caudatus
Lineage: Eukaryota; Metazoa; Priapulida; Priapulimorpha; Priapulimorphida; Priapulidae
Product: zinc finger protein 45-like
Exons: 2
Coding region: 166-966 (266 amino acids)
Biological process (GO): regulation of transcription by RNA polymerase II
Molecular function (GO): RNA polymerase II cis-regulatory region sequence-specific DNA binding; DNA-binding transcription factor activity
Source: RefSeq, a predicted model, not a curated record